Oncorhynchus kisutch (coho salmon) is the source of this 3284-nucleotide messenger RNA. RefSeq names its product centrosomal protein of 135 kDa. NCBI's taxonomy places the organism in Eukaryota, Metazoa, Chordata, Actinopteri, Salmoniformes, Salmonidae. The transcript has 7 exons. The record is from RefSeq and is a predicted model, not a curated record. Bases 181 to 2763 code for a protein of 860 amino acids.
UUAGUUCAUAAUUGUUUGACCAAAUUUAAAGGAUAUGCUGACGUUGACACAAAAGGUGGGGUCUCUCAGACUAUAAACAACGUGGACAUAUUAUUCCAAUCUUACUUUGAUGCUCAUUCAUUUAACAUAUUUGUAUGCAUCCGUUUUCAACUCUCAAAGACUGUGGUGGAGAAUCCAACAAUGCAGACCAUGGAUAUUGAUGAUGACACGUCUCCCAACAAGCCCAGUGUUACAUUUGCAGCUAAUUUUCAUUGGUGGAAGAGACCCUCUGGAAUUGCUGCAGUGUGUCUCGGGCUGCUGUGUGUUCUCCUAUUGGCUGGGAUCAUAGGCCUGUUUGUCUACUAUGGCGUCAUCGAUCAUCACUACUCAACAGAGAGAGACCAACAGACCAGUUACAGCCUUCUGACUAAAGAAGGAGAUCAGCAACCAACCAGUUAUAAUAACUUGACUAAAGAGGGACAACAGCUACAGACAGGUUACAACACCCUGACUAAAGAGAGAGACCAGCUACAGAGCAGUUACAACAACCUGACUGAAGAGAGAGACCAGCUACAGACCAGUUACAACACCCUGACUAAAGAGAGAGACCAACUACAGAGCAGUUACAACAACCUGACUGAAGAGAGAGACCAGCUACAGACCAGUUACAACACCCUGACUAAAGAGAGAGACCAGCUACAGACAGGUUACAACACCCUGACUAAAGAGAGAGACCAGCUACAGAGCCGUUACAACAACCUGACUGAAGAGAGAGACCAACUACAGACCAGUUACAACACCCUGACUAAAGAGAGAGACCAGCUACAGAGCAGUUACAGCAACCUGACUGAAGAGAGAGACCAGCUACACACCAGUUACAACACCCUGACUAAAGAGAGAGACCAGCUACAGACCAGUUCCAACACCCUGACUAAAGAGAGAGACCAACUACAGAGCAGUUACAACAACCUGACUGAAGAGAGAGGCCAGCUACAGACCAGUUACAACACCCUGACUAAAGAGAGAGACCAGCUACAGACAGGUUACAACACCCUGACUAAAGAGAGAGACCAGCUACAGAGCAGUUACAACAACCUUACUGAAGAGAGAGACCAGCUACAGACCAGUUACAACACCCUGACUAAAGAGAGAGACCAACUACAGAGCAGUUACAACAACCUGACCGAAGAGAGAGACCAGCUACAGACCAGUUACAACACCCUGACUAAAGAGAGAGACCAGCUACAGACAGGUUACAACACCCUGACUAAAGAGAGAGACCAGCUACAGAGCCGUUACAACAACCUGACUGAAGAGAGAGACCAACUACAGACCAGUUACAACACCCUGACUAAAGAGAGAGACCAGCUACAGAGCAGUUACAGCAACCUGACUGAAGAGAGAGACCAGCUACACACCAGUUACAACACCCUGACUAAAGAGAGAGACCAGCUACAGACCAGUUCCAACACCCUGACUAAAGAGAGAGACAAACUACAGAGCAGUUACAACAACCUGACUGGAGAGAGAGGCCAGCUACAGACAGGUUACAACACCCUGACUAAAGAGAGAGACCAGCUACAGAGCAGUUACAACAACCUGACUGAAGAGAGAGACGAGCUACAGACCAGUUACAACACCCUGACUAAAAAGAGAGACCAGCUACAGAAUAGUCUCGCAACCAAAACUAAGGAGAAAGACCAGUUGCAGAAUACUCUCACCACACGAACACAGGAAAGAGAUCAACUGCAGAAUAGUCUUAAUACAAAAACAAAGGAGAGAAACCAGCUACAGAGUAGCCUAAAUACCAGGACCACAGAGAGAGACCAGCUACAGAGUAGCCUAAAUACCAGGACCACAGAGAGAGACCAGCUACAGAGUAGCCUAAAUACCAGGACCACAGAGAGAGACCAGCUACAGAGUAGCCUAAAUACCAGGACCACAGAGAGAGACCAGCUACAGAAUAGCCUAAAUACCAGGACCACAGAGAGAGAUCAGCUACAGAAUAGCCUAAAUACCAGGACCAAAGAGAGAGACCAGCUACAAAAUAGUCUCACCACAAGGACCAAAGACAGGGACAAGCAACAAAAUAGUCUUAAAGUCAUGACUGCUGAAAGGGAUCAAUUAAAAAAGAAUCUUAACUCAAGGACUAAAGAGAGAGACCAGUUACAGAAUAGUCUUAAUACCAAAACUAAGGACAGAGACCAGUUGCGGAAUACUCUCACCACAAUAACUCGGGAGAGAGACCAGUUGCAGAAUAGUCUAAAUAACAGGACCAUAGAGAGAGACCAGUUACAGAAUCAUCUAAAUACCACAACCACUGAAAUGAACAAGUUGAAGAAGAGUGUGGAGAAUAGAACUAUGGAGCGUGACCAGCUACAGAAGGAGAGGGAAAGGCUGAACUGUAAUAUCACAGGAUGGAGAAGGUUUGGCUGCAGCUGUUACUACCUCUCUACUGAGGAGAAAUCCUGGGAGGAGAGUAGACAGGACUGUCUGGAGAGAGGAGCAGAUCUGGUGAUCAUUAACAGUGAAGAGGAACAGACAUUCAUCAAUGGGUUUGAAUCAGUCACUUUUGCCUGGAUUGGUCUGACUGACUCUGUUACUGAGGGGACCUGGAAAUGGGUGGACGGAACCCCACUGACCACCCCAAGGUAUUGGAGGAGUGCACAUCCUAUUGGUAGUACACGCAUUAACUGUGCGUUCAUCCAUCUCAUGUCAUCAGGCCAUGGACAAUGGUGGAGUUUUAAUUGUUCCUCUUCAGAACAAUGGAUCUGUGAGAAAUAGGCUUCUCUUAGGUACUUUCUCUGCACUGCUGAUUAAUGAACUCUCUACUGUAUGUUAAUGAUGGUCUGAAAGACUGGUGUGAUUUGAUAGAAUGGUACUCUGAACUACAGGUCGGAGAGAAACACAUGCACACAUUCAGACACACCAACAUACAGGACCUGAACAAGAGUCUCCCACGGGAGAAAACAACACCUUUAUUAGACAAAGAGGAAAUUCUCUUUUGGUUCAAGAUACACUGAUUUUGAAAUCUCGGGAGGGGCUACUUCAUCACGUGACCAUGAGCAACCAAUCAUGACCAACUCAUGUUCGUUACACAAGCUGACACACAAUCAGAUAUCAAACAAUAAGGAUAUAAUAUCAUUCAAUAGCUGCUGUCAAUCAAGUUUUACAGUUUUAAAUGACAUUUUAAAAUGACUGUAUAUGUUUAUCAGGUAUGUUUGCUUCUUGGGCUUUUAUUAUUCUGAACAUAAACUGUGUACUUCCUGCUAAUUCAAUAAAUCAUUCAACCGAUAUUAAAGAUA